This is a messenger RNA of Styela clava, 2840 nucleotides long. RefSeq lists its product as uncharacterized. NCBI's taxonomy places the organism in Eukaryota, Metazoa, Chordata, Ascidiacea, Stolidobranchia, Styelidae. The record is from RefSeq and is a predicted model, not a curated record.
GAUAUCGUAAAAAAACAAGUGAGGUUUUCGAAACAGGUAUCUAAAUGCGAACUAACUGAAGAAAUUUGGUGAUUUGGAUGAUUCCAAACGAUCAUUUGGAUCCAAAAUCACCGUGUUCAUCUCCAUAUAUUAUUGUAUGAUCGAAAUUGCAUUGGAAUAGAGGAUGAUCAUAUUUCUGUUUUUGCUUGCUGAAUUUGUCGCUGUGGGGGCAGUACGAGACUGCGCUGAUGGCAACAAUGGCGGAUGCUCCCAAUACUGCAUUGAUAGGAGUGAUGGAAAUGAUCCUGUGUGUGGUUGCGACUGUUACUAUCAACUAGAUGGGGAUUCGGAGACAUGUGUUCCUAUUACUCCUUGUGGCGUGGAUAUAUUAUGGCUGAAUGAUUUCAGCUUUAAUGUUAUGAACUUAUGCGUUUUAAUUCAAAAUAAUUACGACACUGGAGUUGACUACACGCCGUUCAACGAUUGGAAAAAUACGGUCUCACAAUAUAUCACAGCUUUCAGUCCAGGAGUAGAGAAUGGAGAUUAUGUCGUCGGAACAAUGCUUAAUGGUAGAACACUCGACGUAACAAACGCGUAUGGCGCUCAGACAUCGACAACUACACUGGCAUCAGAAAUUUCGAGCUUAACUAAAGAUGAUAUAUGCGGAAGCAGCAAUGUUAUUCAGGCCCUCUAUAAAACUUUCGACAGUGGAGCAGCCAAUACUGUAGUUCUUGCACCCAGUGGUGCGAACGACGAAACAACUACGACGAGAGUCGCCGUUGUGGGCCUGGUGUCUCCAGCUUCCACGGCACUUGAUAGUGUACUGGAUAAUUACAUAUAUAAGAUACAUGAAUACUACGAUCAAGUUUUUGUCUACGGUCGCACUGAUCAGUCUACACUCGACCCUAUCUUGGCACCAAGAUAUGAACCGCAACUUAGAUUUUUAGCCUGCAACGACAGCACAUCGACCAACUGUCCUUACCUAUUUUAUUCCGACGCUGUUAACGACAAUGGAGCAAAUUUCGACAGUGCUACGGUUCUUCCAAUGAUUGAUACAUCUGCCUGCAUUUCUAGAAAAACCGUUAAUGUUCAUUCAGUUUCCUGUGGAAUCAACGAAGUAACGAUCACUAUACCAUCUUGCCUUCUGGGAGGUCUCAACAAAGCAGAUCUUGUUUUAAAUGACGUCAGUUGUACUGGAGAUACGAAUGCAGUGCUUUCUGGAACUGACAUAGUUUUUACGCUUAAUCUUGAUGCUUGCUCAUGGGCAUUAACAAGCACAACAGUCAACAACAUUGAGUAUGCCAAAUACACCCAGACAGUAGUUACAAAAGAUUACGGAGUGUCGAGCAAUGUUAAGCAAGUAAGCUUUGAAAGUUCAUGCACGUACCCACGUUACACCGAUGAACAGCUCGGAAUAGUGAAUCCCGCAGUCCCGUCACUCACGGACGCAGUAUCGGUUAUCGGAGCAUUUACUGUUGACCUUGCUCUGUACCAAUCUAGUUCAUACACAACUGCCUAUACAUCAGGAGACUUCCCAGUGACUCUUAAUGUAAUGGAUCGCAUCUAUUUCUCCGUGACUUCGACACUUCCAACCGGCCUCAAAGCAAUAUUAAAAGACAUCGUAGUUACUACAGAUACAGACAAAGCCUCUUCACCUUCCCAUAGUAUACUGACAAGCCAGUGUGCUGAUGACACCACAUUCACCCUGGGAACUACCACCGAUACAGAAGUUCAGUUUUCCGUCAUCAUGUUUGAAUUUGCCACAACUGGCUCAGCAGCCAAUGGUGCUAAAGACCCGCUUUAUUUCCACGUUACAACUUACAUUUGUGAGACUACCGACACAUCAGCUGCUUGUACACAGUCUUGUGCAGCCGGUAGAAAGAAACGUGACGUAUCGGAUGCUGAUGUUCCGGUGGAGCACAGAACGAUAGGUCCAAUAUACACAGUACCAAAAGAAGGUUCAAAGACAAAGCAGGACGUACAUAAGAAAGUGAUAGAUCGCACUGCUACAAACUUGGGAAAUAAUAAGGACGAAACCGGCGUUCAUUUGACAACAUACGAGAUUUAUCUGCCUUCUCCAAGUCUUGGUGUUCUAUGCUAUUGGAUUCUUUUGUUGGCGUCUACAGCUCUAAUGUUUUAUCUGAUAUCAAAAUUUUUCUUCAAAAAUCAUCAGAAUACAUUCAAUGCUCCUGCACCAUGGAACAACUUCGGGAUUCCGACUGCGGUCAAGGGCUAAUCGAACUCUUCAUGAUGAAAUGAAGAUUAUGGUAGUCAAGAUAACAACAUGUAACAAUGGUAGAAACUAUAAUAUAUAUUAAGUUCAAUUGUUCUAUUUUAACCAUGGCUAUUUUAUUUUUUUCCCGAAUUUUCAAUUUCAAAGUACUUGUAAAUUAUAUAUCGUCCCAUCCUAAUAUCACCUGUAGGCCUAGAGCUACAUAUAUAUUGUUUAUUCGUUCGAGAACUUUUAAAUACAGAUGAAAGUCAAAUUAAAAAGUGGUGUUCAAACUAGGUGACAAUUUGUCACGGCUCCAUUUACGUUUACUUCUGCAAAUGGCCCCAUAAAGUACAAUACCGUGACGUAACAGUGCUCAUUCUUGCUAGUCAGUUUGUUUAAAUACAACACAUCUCAGUGCUUACAACUGGCACAUCACGGCCUACAAAUUUCUUUAUUGUUGAAAUUAUAUUCACUGUGGCAUUGGUUUGACAGCAUGCCAUAGUGACGGAGUGGCUUGCGAUUGUAGAGAUGUCACAAUUCAAAUUAUACAGUCGUAGUUUUAUAUUCAAGAGUAUUUAAUUAGAUGGUAUUACGUAUUAACAUUUAUUCAUGUUUAACUGCUUGUAAUAAAUGGCACCGAAAGAUG